UUGUCCGCCCUUCAUUUAUUUCUCCCUUAUCAUCGCUCAAAUUCGAUGUCCCCUCUCUCCCUCUCUCUCUCUCUCACACUCUCUCUCAUUGAUUUCAUCCAUGGCAAUGGACCUCUUCUCUCUGCAAUCCAUCCUCCUCUUCCUCCUCGCUUCUCUCUAUCUCUACUUCUUCUUCCUCACCACCGCUUCCCUGAAACGAGCAGCCGCCAAUGGCGGAGUUGGCUUCAAGAACUAUCCCUUCCUCGGAACAUUGCCGGAAUUCUUCAUGAACCGAGGCCGAUUCCUCGACUGGACGACCGAAGUCCUUGCAUCCACACCCUCUAGUACAGCUGUCUUCAUUCGGCCUGGGAGUAACAACGGCAUCAUAACAGCGAAUCCCUCCAACGUCGAGCACAUCCUUAAGACCCGCUUCGACAAUUAUCCUAAGGGCGACCGGUUCAUCUCCCUCCUCCGAGACUUCCUCGGUGAGGGAAUCUUCAACUCCGACGACGAGCUCUGGAGGAUCCAGAGGAAGACCGCCAGCUACGAGUUCAACAGCAAGUCACUCCGCAACUUCGUGAUGGAGAACGUGACGGUGGAGAUUCGUACCCGGCUGGUCCUGAUACUGGAGAGGGCCCACAAGUCGGGCCGAGUCCUCGACCUGCAGGAUAUCCUGGAGCGGUUCGCUUUCGAUAACGUGUGCAAGCUUGCGUUCAACUAUGACCCUGGCUGCCUCAGUGGGGAGGGGGAUGGCAGCAGCGAAUUCAUGCUGGCGUUCGAGGAGGCCGCGAAGCUAAGCUCCGAGAGGUUCAUGUACCUCUUGCCGUCCAUGUAUAAGCUGAAGAAGCUUCUAGACGUGGGGUCCGAGCGUCGGCUGAGGAAGGCGAUCGUGACGGUCCAUCAGUUUGCUGAUGACAUCAUACGGUUGAGGUUGGAGGAGAUGAGAGAUAAUAAGGCAAGUGACCAGGACAUCCUCUCGCGCUUUUUCAGCACGGAGAAGGCCUCGGCCGUGUUUCUCCGGGACAUCGUCAUCAGUUUUAUCCUUGCUGGGAGAGACACAACGUCAUCGGCCUUAACAUGGUUCUUCUGGCUGCUGUCGCGCAACCGCUGCGUGGAGGACAGGAUCCUGGAGGAGCUAGGAGGCAUUCGAUCAAGAAACGGGAAGCUCGUAGGGGACCCUUACACGUUCGAUGAGCUCCGCGAGAUGCAUUACCUGCACGCGGCGAUAUCGGAGGCGAUGAGGCUGUACCCGCCAGUCGCGGUGGACACGAAGGCGUGCCUGAGGGAUGACGUGCUGCCCGACGGGACGGCCAUCAAGGGCGGCUGGUUCAUCUCGUACCAAACAUUCGCGAUGGGCAGGAUGGAGAGCGUGUGGGGCAAGGACUGCCGGGAGUUCCGACCGGAGAGGUGGCUGGAAUCGGACGGCGCCUUCGGGGUGGUCUGCCGGCAGGAGAGCCCCUUCAAGUUCCCGGUGUUCCAUGCCGGCCCAAGGAUGUGUCUCGGGAAGGACAUGGCUUACAUCCAGAUGAAGUCGAUCGCGGCGUCGGUCUUGGAGAGGUUCACAAUCGACGUCCAGGAUAGUGACACGUGUCGGGAACCUUUGCUGUCUCUUACCCUAAGGAUGAAAGGGGGGCUGCCCGUGAAAGUGAAUCCCCGGCCAGUGCAUCAGUCCCUCUGAGUUGGAUCAUUGUACCUCGCACUAUACUUGUACGGCAGACAUUUUCUAUGGUAUAGCAAGUACUUUGUGCAAGAUUUCUGGAAAUUCUAGCAUAACAUGGCAUUACCACGC
This is a messenger RNA of Punica granatum (pomegranate), 1768 nucleotides long. NCBI's taxonomy places the organism in Eukaryota, Viridiplantae, Streptophyta, Magnoliopsida, Myrtales, Lythraceae. The record is from RefSeq and is a predicted model, not a curated record.